AUGCCUAGGAAGAAAUCAGCAGCUAAAAAAGCAAGAGAAAAAGCUUUAAAACAAGAAAAACAAGCAAAUGAAACAGUAGAGGUUAUACCAAAGGAUGAAAUUGAAUUAAAACAUGAACACGAACAUAUACCAAAAGAUGAAUUAAAACAUGAACAUGAUAAGGAAAAACAAGAAAGUUUUUCGGAAGAAAGUUCCUCAGAGGAUGAAGAUGAGUAUGGAGAUUUAAUUACAGAAGAUGUGGAUGAAGGGAUUCAAAAGGUCCUAAAUACAAUCAAAACAGAUCCAAAGAAAUUACUAGACCCUAAUAUGAAAUUUUUCAAUGAUCCAGAAACUGCAACUAUUGCUAAAAAAAACAAAGAAAAACCAUUAUAUCUUAAAGAUUAUCAUCGUGAAAAUUUACUUAGUGGAAAUACAGAAUUUAAUGAGAAUGAGACAAUUGAUGGUGGUAAAUCAUUUGCAAUUGAACAAAAAGAAGAAAAAGAUAAAUUAUUAGCUGAUAUAAAAUCUGCAUUUGAUGAAGAUACAGAAGAUGGUGAUGAUGAUGGAUUUGUUAAGAAAGAGAAUGGAGAGGGAAAACAAGAGGUUGUUUCAAUAUUACCUGACCCUGUCAAAGAUGAACAAGGUUUCUUAUCUGCUUUUCUCGAUCAAAAAGCCUGGAUUCCUAAAGAAGGUGAUAAAGUGAUUAAUUUAGAUAAGAUAGAUAAUGAAGAUGAAGAAGAUUUCGAUGAUGCUGUUGAAAAAUUUGAAACUGCUUAUAAUUUUAGAUAUGAAGAUCCAAAUUCAUCUGAAAUUGUAUCAUAUGCUAGAAAUCAAGCAACAAUACGUCGAUCAAAGACUAAUUCAAGAAAAAGACAACGAGAUAAGAAGAAUGAAAUAAAGAGACAAGAAGAAGAAAUUAAAGAAGAUAUGUUAAAGAAGAAAAAAACAAGUAAAUUAAAUACUAUAAUUGAUAACUUACAAAAGAUUAAAGAAGCAGUUGGGAAUGAAGUAGAUGAUGAGACUAUUAAACGUAUAUUUGGUGAUUCUUUAUUAAAUGAUGAUUUUGAUGCUCAAGAUUGGGAUAAUAAAAUGAAUGAAACUUUUAAUGAGCAAUAUUAUGGUCAAGAAAUGGAAAAGCCACAAUGGAAUGAAGAAGAGGAUGCAAUGGAUGACAUAGAAGAAGAAGAAGAAGAAGAAGAAGAAGAAGAAGAAGAAGAAGAAGAAGAAGAAGAAGCAGAAGAAGAGGUUGAUAUUGAAGAACUACCAAAAAAAAAAUCAAAAAAGGAUAAAUUGAAAGAAAAGAAGUCAGCCAAGAAGGAAAAAGAAUCACUCAAAGAAAAAGCACAUCAGAUCAUCGAAGCAAACACAUUAAAACUCAUGGAUGAAGUUGAAGAAGAAAGAGGUAGACAAAGAAAAGCAAAUGGUGAAGUUGAGGAAGUUAAAUUUAAAUAUAGAGAAGUAUCACCAGAGACUUUUGGAUUAACUACUAGAGACAUCUUACUUGCUGAUGAUUCGCAAUUGAAUGAUUUCAUAGGUAUUAAGAAAUUUGCACCUUAUAGACCAAAAGAACUAAGAAUGAAAGAUAAACGUAAAUAUGCCAAAAAGAAGAAUUUACGAAAUUGGAAAAAGGAAACAUUUAAAAACUUGCAUUUACCAAAAGAUAUAAAAGAUGAUGAAAUAUGGAUACCGAAGGAAAUUUAUGAGCAACCAAUUAAGGAAGAAAAGAAGAAACGCAAACAUAAAAAUAGAAAUGAUAAAAUAAAACAUUGA
Insectozyma verbasci is the source of this 1749-nucleotide messenger RNA. The record is from the annotation of a GenBank genome assembly. NCBI's taxonomy places the organism in Eukaryota, Fungi, Ascomycota, Pichiomycetes, Serinales, Debaryomycetaceae.